Fusarium falciforme is the source of this 1170-nucleotide messenger RNA. RefSeq lists its product as hypothetical. The record is from RefSeq and is a predicted model, not a curated record. Gene Ontology annotation, molecular function: NAD binding; hydroxypyruvate reductase [NAD(P)H] activity; glyoxylate reductase (NADPH) activity. Gene Ontology annotation, cellular component: cytosol. NCBI's taxonomy places the organism in Eukaryota, Fungi, Ascomycota, Sordariomycetes, Hypocreales, Nectriaceae. Bases 1 to 1170 code for a protein of 389 amino acids. The transcript is spliced from 2 exons.
AUGGCGGAACCAACAAACACGCCGGUACCGGCUUCUACACCGCGAGCAACAUCUCCAGCGCCUCCCGUCCCCGUCUUCUCCCACCCCGGCUCCCCCUACCAAACUAAGCUCACCAUGUCUUCUUCCACCUCAAGGCCCCGGGUCCUGCACAUCGGAGACCCAAUCAAGUACAACCCGGACACGUACAUCCGCUUCAUCGGCCAGUGCGAGCUCGUGAGGCCCUCUGCCGAGGAGCGGCAGCGCCCGGCAUUCAUCAAGGCCCUCAAGGAGCGCCGAUGGGGAGACUUUCAGGCUAUUUUCCGUCCCUUUUGGGGUACUGGGGGUGAGAUGGGGAAUUGGGAUGCUGAGCUGAUUGAUCUUUUGCCCGAGAGUGUCAAGGUGUUUGCGAGUGCAGGCGCCGGGUUUGACUGGGCAGACACGAAGCUCCUAGGCGAGCGAGGAAUCAUCUACUGUAACUCUGGCCUUGCAGCUGCCGAAGCAGUAGCCGACUUUGCCAUUGCCGCCAUCAUCUCUACAUUCCGUGUUCUCCCCUGGUGUAUCUCGGCAGCUAUGUCAGGCGACGAGGAGGCCUUUCAGAUCAACCACCGCGACGCAACACUGCAGUCGUAUAACCUACGAGACCAAGCUCUUGGACUUAUCGGCUUCGGCAACAUUGGCCAGCAGAUUGCAGCCCGCGCAUUUCACGGCUUCGGAAUGGACAUUCAUUACUACGAUGUACUCCCCAAGCCAGCACACGUUGUAGCUCCCCUGAGAGCCACACACCACGAGACACUCGCCAGCCUCCUAGCUAAAGUAGACUGCGCCGUGCUCUGCACACCCGCCGGAGACGGAACCCUGAUAAACGCCAAGACCCUGCCCUUGUUCAAGCGCGGCUCCCGCUUCGUCAACAUCGCCCGCGGCAGCCUGGUAGACGAAGACGCCCUAACAACAGCCCUGCAAGACAACCACAUCUCCAGCGCAGCCCUUGAUGUGCAUGCCACAGAACCCAAGAUGCACGCUGGUCUUCUAGAGUUGGCCCGUCAGGGAAGAGUGCUGCUGACGUGCCACAAUGCGGGCGGAACGGUGGACACGCACAAGGGGUUUGAGGAGCUGAGUAUGAGAAACAUCAUGGCGGUGCUUUCGGGGGGUGAGGCGAUUACGCCUGUGAAUUUGCAGUUUUUGAAGAAGUGA